Molecule: messenger RNA, 1173 nt
Organism: Triticum turgidum subsp. durum (durum wheat)
Lineage: Eukaryota; Viridiplantae; Streptophyta; Magnoliopsida; Poales; Poaceae
Source: the annotation of a GenBank genome assembly
AUGCCGAGAUCCAGGGGGUCCGAGCUGCCGCAGCGGGCGUCGCCGCGCGCGCCGCUGCACCUCAAGACCACCGCCUCCUCCGAGGCCAAUGGCGCGCACCACCGCCUCCUCGUCGACCGCAGCAGCCCCAAGGUCGCCGACCGCCACUCGCCCCGCAGCCCGCUGCCCGAGAAGAAGCGCGCGGGCACUCGGGUGGCGGAGCUGGAGACCAAGCUGGGGAAGGUGCAGGACGAGCUCAAGAAGCUGCGGGAGCAGCUCGUCUCCGCGGAGGCCGCCAAGAAGGACGCGCAGGUCGCGCUCGAGGAGGCCAAGAAGCACGUCGGCGCCAAGGGGAGCCCCAAGCCGCCGGCGUCUCCUCCCUCCCCCGCCCCUCUACCGGUCCAAGACGAGAAGAAAACCGAGGAGGUGAAGAUCGUUGAAGAACCGGCGGCCGAGGAAGCGGAGGAGGAGGAGGGCAGCAUAAACUCCCCGGCGACCGAUGUGUUCGAGGUCGUCCCGACCGAGUCGGGCGACAAGGAGAACCAGAGCGCGCUCGUCGCCGAGGACAGCGAGGAGGUGAGCUGUGGAGACAAGGCGGCACUGGCCGAUGCCGAGGAGGAUGUGGAAGUGGAGGAGACCAAGACCAUGAUUGAGGAGGACAAGAAGGACUCCGCGGCCGCCAUUGAAGGCGGCGAAAAGGAGAACCCGGAGGUCGUGGAGCUCAAGGCCCAGCUGAUUGCCAAGGAGAUGGAAGUCGCCGUGCUCACGGCCGACAAUGCGGAGCUCAAGAAGCAGGCCGACGAGGCCGCGGCGGCGGUCAAGAGGGCUGACGAGGAGGCUGUGGCCAAGGCUUUCCUCAUCGAGCAGGAGCUCAAGGAGAACGCGGCGCGGGAGGCCCGGAUGGGCGAGCAGCUGAGGGCGUCCGAGGCCGCGCGCGAGGCGCUGGACGCCGAGAUGCGGCGCCUGCGCGUGCAGACCGAGCAGUGGCGCAAGGCGGCCGAGGCGGCCGCCGCGGUGAUCGGCGGGGACGCGCACCUCGUCGGUCACCAUGGCCUCGCCGGCAAUGGAAGCAACGGGUGGGGGUCCCCGGCGACGAUGCCGGACGACGGCGACGACGAGGGGUUCGGCAGCAAGCGGAAGGGCGCCGGCAUCCGGAUGCUCGGUGACCUGUGGAAGAAGAAGGGCAGCAAGUGA